GUGGAUGGAUGGAGAAAGACCCGUAGCUGCUUGGAUUUCUUUCGGUUUGGGACCCCGGCAAUGUAUCGGGAUGAGAUUGGCAUACAUGGAGGAAAAACUUGUUCUUGCUCACUUGCUUAAGCGCUUUGACAUAACGACUACCGAGGAGUGUAAGAUCUUCUUCAAGCGCUUACCUGGUAUCGUUCAGGCACGUGCAGCAGUGCAGCAUGUCCCAAAGCAAUCGCUUGCUUCUAGUAAAUAAAA
This is a messenger RNA of Strongylus vulgaris, 243 nucleotides long. The record is from the annotation of a GenBank genome assembly. NCBI's taxonomy places the organism in Eukaryota, Metazoa, Nematoda, Chromadorea, Rhabditida, Strongylidae.